This is a messenger RNA of Moneuplotes crassus, 1588 nucleotides long. Lineage: Eukaryota; Ciliophora; Spirotrichea; Euplotida; Euplotidae. The record is from the annotation of a GenBank genome assembly.
AGUAAUGACUCUAUCUUUUUUUUGAAUGUCAAAUAAUUACCAUAUUAUUGGCAUACUUUUGUAUUUGUCUCAUCAAUAAAGCUAGAAGGAUGAAGUAAUUGAAACGAUCCUCAAAAACUCUAAAGAAUCAAUAUUUGUUGACAAAGAGGAUAGCUAUAGUGAUGACUUCAGCCAGCCUGAGAAGGUUAAAGAAAGUAGUGCUGAGUCUAUAAAAGAAGCACUUCCUAGCCACAGACACAGUCUUUCCAAACUAAUAGACUGGCCAGAAGACGAUCUUCAGCUCGACAGUGACACUAUGACUCUUGCUAAGAACUACAUAUCCCAACUCUACUCCAAAAUCCGCACUUUGGGCCGCUGAAAUGAUAUAGAAAACUCUACAGAUAUGAAGCACACGGGUUGUGAAAGACAAGGGAGGCAGAUGAUCAAUAUUGGAGAUCUGUCAAGUUCGAAACAGAUUAGUAACCAGUUAUGCACAAAGAAAAGAGGCUAGUUCAUUUAUUCAUAGAAGAACACAAGGUCCAGCCUACCCAGGCUAAACUCUUUAUAAAAUAAGCUGAACCUGAUUUAUAGAUCUCACUACAAAAGCCCAAAUUCCACGAGUCUUGGAAAAUAAGAGAAAUGAGGAAAGCAAACAUACUAAUGAGGCUAAAGCAGGAUUUAAGAUGGAGGCUCGUGAACAAGGAGAAUCUAUUUUCCAUCAUAAGAUAGCAAUCGAGCACAAGAAGAGAAAAUAAUUGAAGUAUGAGGAAUGCAAGACCUAUAAUAAAGGAGAAGGAGGUUAAGCUAGAUGAUAUUUCUACUCCCAAAGAAAUUCCAUCCCAGAAGGCGGUAAAGGUUAAGUUUCCAAAACCAAAUGUUUCUCCAAAAUAAGCAGAAUAUGAUUAAUAUUGAUACGAGGAAUAUAAAUAUAUUUGAUGACAACCAUCCAAGAAAAUGAAGGGCAAGGAAUAACAGAAGUUUAAGAUUAAGGCUAGGGAAGAAGGUCAUUCGAAAAGUGAAACCAGUGAAGCUGAAAGACCCAGUACAAGCUUGAGCAAGCAGUAUCUUGGAUGCUGUGAUCAGAGCGCUUUGUCAUGAAGUUAUUGAUGACCUUCCCAAAGAUAUCGUCAUUUCUAAAGAAAAAGUGCAUGCUUCAGGAGCAGCUACUCAAAAAUCAGGCGUAACUUCUCGAGGCUACAGAGGAAUCUCUGCUGAUCGAAAUUUUUCAAUCCGAAGGAAAAGAUGCAAGAGGAGAAACUUCUCAAGACAUGUUAAUUAUUCCUAUGUUCGGAAUGGGAGGGAUAAGACUCUUCCAACAAUAGAUCAAAGGCCAAUGAAAUUCUCACCUCCAAAUGAGUUAUUUUCAGAUCCCAGAAUUUUAGACAAAGAAUCUUUCGAUAAACUCAUAUUAAGAAACAAACACAAAAAGACACUAAGAAUGAAACACAACUUAAGAAAGACUGGAGGUUUCAGCAUGAAUUCUCCUAAUAGAAGCCCUAGAGUAAAGUUUAACCGCCAACAGCUCAUUAACUACUUAUUUAACCAGAAGACUACCAAGAAAGAUCAGGAUCUAAUAUUUAUUUAUACGCAGAAGCUCCAGUUCAUUUAG